GGGUCGCUCUCCCAACUGAUCUUUGAGAAAACGGUCGAGCUCGAACGAGACAUGAAUCACCAAUUUCAGGUGGGGAACCAGUCUCGGGAACUUACGGAACAACGGCAUGAUGAUGGAGGGCUGGUGGCAGGGUAUGGACGCUGGUCUGAAGAUGAGCAGCUUGGAAGGGAGGGUGCCGCCUUCCAAACUUGCUCGAGCAGGUACUUCUCCGUGGUCCGUCUCCACCGCAUCCAAGGAUCCGGUCAUAUCGUUGGAGGCGGGGGACAAGAGACCCGAAGAGCUUGUACGACUGAUGGACGCCGCAGCCAGGGUCAAGUUGGCAGCCUCUCGCAUUUUAGAGAAGACGAAGGCGGACGCCAUGUCAGAAUACGUCUCGGACGAGGAAAAGAAGCCUGAAGAUGAGGAGGAAUCGCGACCGCGGCAUCACUACCCUGCUUUCAAUCCCCCGGCAGUGUUUCCUAUCGUCAUCACUUGCAACUCUUGCGGAGCGUGUCGGCCUCUGUACCCUCCCCUUUCGCAUUCGAUUUGGCAGAAGGGGUCGACGGAGGCGAAGGAUUUCGAAAGCUCGGGGAGUGGGAAAGGGUCCCCGCGACACGUGGCUGCAGCCUCCUUCGACACCACAUCUUCCCAACUUAGCGCGGACGGAAAAGGGUCGGACUUCAACGGUGCUGCAGGUGGAGGGAUUGGUGGACUUGGUGGGGGAGUGGGAACGACAGCAGCUGCAGGAGGAGGAGGAGUGAAUGGUGGAUGGCAUAUGGAGGACAUGGCGCAAGCACUGAUUCAGCAGCUCCAACAGAGGGACGGCAGUCUGCCGUUCGGGAGCUUCGUGCCUGCACGACCGAGCGAUGUGUUUCGGGACGGUAGGGGUGACGGCAUCCAGAGGACGCGAUCAGUGAGCAUAUCCCCUGAGAGGUCGGGGGGAGAAAUCGGGCCUUGGCCCAACACUGGUUGGCGGGCAAAUUCUAUUGCGGCUGUACUGCCCCGUCCUCCUUCAGGCGGUUCAGCUCCGGCUUCAGCUUCCGCUUCGAAUUCCACUUUUGCCUCCGCAUCCGCCUCGGCUUCCGCCCCCGCUUCCGCUCUCGCGUCCGCAUGCACUUCCACUUCAGCUUUGGGCUUCACAGAGCCUUUGGCUUCCGCGGAGGCUUCCCCUUCCACAACUACAGCGGCUGCUCAUCCCCUCAAAGGCUGUGCAGACAGAGCCUCCCGCGCGGCGGAGAGGAGUGGGUUGGCAUUGCCAUCUGGUUGCCCACUGCGAUCUCUGGAUAUGGUGAGUGUGCAGCAGGCGGAGGACACCACGGCACCCAAAGAGAAACAAGGGGAACAACACUGGGCGGCGCUGGGAGGGGUGGGCAACAUCGCAGGUGCGGUACCCGAAAGCUGCAGGGGUAGCACCAAUGGCCUGGCGGGACGUCUGCGUCCCUUGCUAUUGAGGAAAGAGACAGUCGUCAGGCGCAUGUCCAUGCCCUCAACCAAGGCUUUGCUCAGGAACGGAAGCUCGCCGAGCAGCAGUGAUGAUGGAGUGGACAACACAAGCACAGGACUCGAUCAAUUAUUCUCGCAAUUGCUGGGCCCGACGUUUUGUGAUCCACAAGGAGACGCAGAUGGCAGAGUCUCGAACAUGAAGAAGAGCAAGAGCAGACUGGUUCGGUCUGGCGAAAGAGAUCGUUCACCCGGCCAUGACAAAGUCGGCGUCAGUGUGACGGUGCGGAUGUUCGACGAUGACGUCGCCGGUCCGUCUGUUGCAUCACCUGAUCUUCCUCAUUGGCAAGAUGGUGGCCAUGUUGCCAAAAACAACAGGUCGUCCGCUCCGGCAUCUUCCAAUGCUUCUGUGUCAGAUAGGAGGCGCGCUCCGUUCUUGUGCCAUCUGCGGACACUGAAAUCUUCGCCCUCACCAUCAGGAGCGUCUGCACCCUCGGCAGGACGGCAUGGAGGAGGGAAAGGGACAGGAGGAGAAGGAGAGGGACCGGAUCGAUGUUUUCAGCGUGGUGAGCAAGAGAAAGAGCGUUGUAGAGAGAACGGAGAAUCUGUCUCUUCAGCCAUGUCCACCAGAGAACGUUUCCGCACUCAGGCUUCGGAAACGGACAGACGGCGACGGAGAACGGGCCAGCCACUGGAAGACAUGGCCGGCCACUCUACCCUUUCCAGGGGAGAGAUGGAAGCAGACGUCGGACCGGAACCUGUGUGUGGUACCCGCGACCACAGUGUGAAACACUCCCCGUCUUCUCUCCAGCAGGUGCAGCAAGAGCUCAGUGCCUUGCAAAGCAGAUUUAAGAAGCACGAGGACGAGAUGGCGAAACUGCGCGACGGGCAAGCUUUUGUUGAAUGUGAAGGGAGCCCAAGAUACCGGCUUGCCUUGCAUCUUGCAUUUGUAGCAUGCGAGAACAUCUGGAGCUGUUGCUUGGAGUUCCACACGGGUCAACCAACGGUCAGCUUUGUGAGUGCAGUACGCAAAGUGUACCAAGUACUCGGUUGGCCUGUUGCCGUAGUGUCGCUGGGAGAUGAUGUCGCCGACCUCUUGAAAACCGUCCAUAGAAGGUGGGUCUUGCGAUCAUCGUCCGGGAAAAUCGUCAUGUUCCGCUGGCGUGUAAAGAGCCAACUUGGAGCAAUGAAAGACCAGGUAGACGGGGAAGUGGGCAGGCACCUGAAUAGUGACGGAAGGUCCUUCGGGUGCAUCCCCAGUUGGUGCCACGAUCAGCCAGGGCCCCAUCCAUUUCGGGAGGAGCUUGCGAGAGAUAUCUUGUUCAAGGCUGAACUCCGUGGUGGAAACCCAAACGAGAUCGCCGGCGCGGAAUGGGCAAGGGAGACGCUGGCGAUUGGCCUGUUGGCUCAUGCGUUGCUAUGUCUUAGCCAUCUGGUCGUGUGCCUUGACAAGUAGCUCUUGCAUCCGACGCAGGAAAAGAAAAUGGUCGUCGCUCUCGGCCGCUCGUGGAAUGAUUGUGUCCAAUGAAGAAGUGACCGGUGA
Messenger RNA from Chara braunii, 2962 nucleotides. Lineage: Eukaryota; Viridiplantae; Streptophyta; Charophyceae; Charales; Characeae. The record is from the annotation of a GenBank genome assembly.